UUCUUCAUGUUUUAUAAUUCUUUGUUUAUUUUUUGAAUUUUGUUUGCAUUUGUUCUAAAAUCGGUACCGAAAAAGCGCCCUCCUUUGAGUGAUCCAGUAAUGUCGAUGAAACUACACAAGUAUACACAUACACUAUGUAUACAUAGUGCAUAUAUAAAAUUGCAUGUGUGUUUAGUAUUUGGUGGUAUUUAGUAUGAUUGAGGAGUGAAUGGUAUGUUUGAUAAAAGAUUUUUGAAUGCUGAAUGAAAUGUCAACAUUCUGAGAUUAAAUUCUUUUGAGCUUACUUAUGAUGUCAACAUAUAAUGAAAUUUCUGGACUUGUUUGCAUAUGUAUGAAACAGAUGUGAAUGUGCAUAUACAUAAGUAUAGGUUAUAAUUGUACUUGUAAACUUUUGUAAAUAUUCAAUCUUUCAAAAUUUAUUACGUCAUAUUCUAUUUUCCGCAACAUAAUUGCAAGCAUGCCACAUUUUGUCAAUAUGAAGGACGAAAUCCAAAUGCAAAACAUGAACGAUAUUACUUCUGAUUUUACUUGUCUCAAAGUAUCAGCGUUAAAAAAAGCUUCUCGCAUAUCAGGCGAAGUAGAUAGAAUUACAAUUGGUCCUGAUUCAAUCGUCGAUAAAAACGAAUCUCAUGAAAAAUCGGAAAAUAUAGAAAAUGAACAGAAUUCUUGUAAUGUCAUUUCUCCAACUAAAUCUGUUCAACCAACAAAUAACAAAACCUCAACGCCAAGUGGCAUUACAUUUUCAGUUAAAAAAAUUCUAAUAGAAAGCGAAUAUCAAAGGAAGGAAGAAGUUCGGAAAGAAAUUGAGCGUCAUUGGCAGCACAUGAAGGAAAAUGGAAAAGCUAUAAAAGAGAACAUGGCAAUAUCACGUUCACACAUGGCAAAAGAACGAGAGAGAAAAAGUAAAGAAAAUUAUGCAUAUAUAUUGGAAAAAGAAAGAAUUGCAGAGCAGGAGGAAAUACGUAGAAGACAUGAACAACAAAAAGAAAUUGAAGAAUGUAGAAGGAGAAUGAAAGAGAAAGAAGAAUUGACAAAAAAGAUAGCGAAUUUAAAAAAUGUGUGUGUAAUGAAAUCUCAUGAUAUUGAGGUUUUAUUCAAAACUUGUAAAGACAAAAACUCCGCCACAAUAGUAUUAUCCUCUUAUGUUCCAAAAUUAGAAGAGAUACAUCAUCAAUUAGAGCUUAUAGAUGAAAAAACCAAGAUAGGAGAAGUGACUGUUACAGAUUUGAAUGCUGUAGAAAAGAUGAUUUAUCAAGUUGAUGAAAUAUUACUAACAUUCAAAUCAGAGAUAGAAAGGAUAAAUAUCCAAUAUGAAACAAAUUUAACUAAAUUGGAAAAUACAGUGCAAGCCCAGACCCAGCCUAAUGAUUUACAAAAGCAAGAAUCUGGGGAUACUCAAACAGUUUGUGAAACAGUUGUCCCUGAACAAAUAAGCACUAAUAUUGCACAGACUAAUGAAGAAGAGAAACAAAAUAUAGUUAUUCCAAAUUCUCCUGAAGUAACACCCACUGUUAGUACAGAAGAAAGUGUACCAACUCCUGAACAAGAAAAAAGUGAGUUGUACGAAUAUGUAGAUAAAGAUUCGUUGCAAAUAUAUGUGAAUAGUCAGAAAUUUCUGGAUAAUUAUGUGAAAAAUUAUGAGGAAUUUUUACAAUCACCAAACACAAAAAAAUUUAGAUUCGAAUGUAAAAAAGCUAUAAAUAUACCUGUAAAUGCUAUUUCUGGAAUUAACGAGCAACAUUUGAGAGAUAAAUACGAAAGUUUGCACAAUCUUCUUAUUGGGAAAUCUUCGCCAAACGUUAAUCAGUAUGCGCACGGAGCAGCGUUUUGUAAAAAUAUAUUAGCUAAACAAAUAGUGAACCAGGGUGAAACGCUUGUCUCAAGCAAACCAAAAAUGGCGUUUCCGAUUGCUGCUGUAGUCGUAGCUUUAUGGAACGAUCACCCAGAUUUCGGUGAUUUGCUUCUGGCACAUUUUCACAACAUUUGUCCAUUUACGGUUCCUAUUUUCAUGCCAAAAAUGGUUGGACAGUCCAGCGAAAACUAUUAUAAACUCAUGGGCUACAAAUACGCGGAAGACGGUACAGUUGAAAAGCAUGAUAAAUAUUUGAAAAGAAUGUCUGGUGUAAUGAGACUGUACGCUUCGAUUACAAUUACAACGCAAAGAAGAGGAAUCGUUAAGAGUAAUCCACAUGGACUCCAAAGUGCGUGGCGGUGGUUAGCGGCUAUUUUAAAUGCAGAACCGCGGAAGGAAGUAGCAGAUCUUUGCGCGACUCUUUUAUUAGACAUGCUUGAAGUGGCCGGAAGUGCACUGUGGUCCGCUUACCCAAAACAGUUUCGUAAAUUAUUAAUUCUGUUAUUAGAAGAAUAUUAUCCACGCAUGCAAAAGGUAGGAUGUAUCGGUGGUGGACCAUUAGUGCGACUCGAAGAAUUUUUAAGAAGUACUUUGUCGAAAGGAUCGAUACCACCGCCCGAAGGUCAACUUCCUUCAAACUUUUGGUGAUCUUCAUAAAGCUUAUGUGCUUUUUUCAAUGUACAUUAAAUAUUUCUUCGAUUUCUGGCUGUUGUAAUUCACGAAUAAUUAUUACGCUAUUUGUAAAAUAAUUUUUUAUAAGAUUUUACGGGUUGUACGAACUUAUCACGGAUCAUUGUAUGGUUGAAGGAUCAUUUGUGAAGAUGCAUCUUAAAUUAAUUUGUAUAUAAAAACCAUUACUUGUAUUGUAUUUAUUAAACUUUUAUCGCAUGGGAAGUAAAUGGAGUGUAAAAAUAAUAGGUAAUUUAUAUAUCCAUAUAUGCUUUUGAAUAAUUCGAUUAAAAAAAGGAAUGUAAUCAUUAAUAAUAUGGUACACUUGUGA
Molecule: messenger RNA, 2852 nt
Organism: Megachile rotundata (alfalfa leafcutting bee)
Lineage: Eukaryota; Metazoa; Arthropoda; Insecta; Hymenoptera; Megachilidae
Gene: Gle1
Product: Gle1 RNA export mediator
Biological process (GO): poly(A)+ mRNA export from nucleus
Cellular component (GO): nuclear pore cytoplasmic filaments; nuclear pore; cytoplasm
Molecular function (GO): inositol hexakisphosphate binding; translation initiation factor binding; phospholipid binding
Source: RefSeq, a predicted model, not a curated record